Messenger RNA from Candidula unifasciata, 2451 nucleotides. The record is from the annotation of a GenBank genome assembly. Lineage: Eukaryota; Metazoa; Mollusca; Gastropoda; Stylommatophora; Geomitridae.
AUGGCAACACCAGAAGCUAAAAAUGAGGAAGAUCUGGCCACUGCCAUCCUCAGACGCAAGGAGCGUCCCAACAGGCUUCUUGUGGAAGAGGCAGUCAAUGAAGACAACUCAGUUGUUUCACUUUCACAGAAAAAGAUGGAUGAAUUACAGUUAUUUAGAGGGGACACCGUUUUGCUGAAGGGAAAACGUCGCCGGGAAACUGUUUGCAUUGUUCUCUCUGAUGAAACCAUCUCAGACGACAAGAUCAGAAUUAAUAGAUGCGUCCGUAACAACUUACGGGUCCGUCUCGGUGAUGUUGUGAGCAUCCAGCCUUGCCCUGACGUCAAGUAUGGCAAAAGGAUUCAUGUCCUUCCUAUUGAUGACACAGUGGAAGGGCUCACUGGAAACUUGUUUGAAGUAUUCCUGAAACCAUAUUUCCUGGAGGCCUAUAGGCCAAUAAAGAAGGGUGACAUCUUCCUUGUACGUGGUGGUAUGAGGGCUGUGGAGUUUAAAGUUAUUGAAACAGACCCCCAGCCAUACUGCAUUGUUGCUCCAGACACAGUCAUUCAUUGUGAGGGGACACCUGUUAAACGAGAGGAGGAGGAAGAACAAUUAAAUGAAGUUGGCUACGAUGACAUUGGUGGCUGCAGGAAACAACUUGCCCAGAUCAAAGAAAUGGUGGAACUACCCCUGAGACACCCACAGCUCUUCAAAGCCAUUGGGGUCAAGCCUCCAAGGGGUAUCCUCUUGUACGGCCCUCCAGGCACGGGUAAAACCCUCAUUGCCAGGGCUGUAGCAAAUGAGACUGGAGCCUUCUUCUUUCUCAUUAACGGUCCGGAAAUCAUGAGUAAAUUGGCUGGCGAGUCUGAAAGCAAUCUGCGUAAGGCGUUUGAAGAGGCUGAGAAAAACUCCCCUGCUAUCAUUUUCAUUGACGAGCUUGAUGCCAUUGCCCCAAAACGAGAGAAGACUCAUGGUGAGGUGGAGAGACGUAUUGUGUCCCAACUGUUGACAUUGAUGGACGGUCUCAAACAGAGGUCUCAUGUCAUUGUCAUGGCUGCUACCAACAGACCAAACAGCAUUGAUCCCGCCCUCCGACGAUUUGGCCGUUUUGACAGAGAAGUGGACAUUGGUAUUCCUGAUGCAACCGGCAGGCUGGAGAUCUUAAGAAUCCACACCAAGAACAUGAAGCUGGGAGAUGAUGUGGAUCUGGAACAGGUGGCCUCCGAGACUCAUGGCCAUGUGGGAGCUGAUUUGGCUGCUCUGUGUUCAGAAGCUGCCUUACAGCAGAUCAGAGAAAAGAUGGACCUAAUUGAUCUCGAGGAUGAGACUAUUGAUGCCGAAGUGCUGGAUUCCCUGGCAGUUACCAUGGAGAACUUUAGAUGGGCUUUGGCAAAGAGUAACCCAAGUGCUCUGCGGGAGACAGCCGUGGAGGUACCCAAUGUGAGCUGGGAGGAUGUCGGAGGCUUGGAGAAUGUCAAGAAGGAGCUUCAGGAGUUGGUGCAGUACCCAGUUGAACACCCAGAGAAAUUCCUCAAGUUUGGAAUGACUCCUUCCAAAGGAGUGUUGUUCUAUGGGCCACCCGGCUGCGGUAAAACUCUGCUGGCAAAGGCCAUUGCCAAUGAGUGCCAGGCCAAUUUCAUUUCUAUCAAAGGACCUGAGCUGCUAACCAUGUGGUUUGGAGAGUCUGAGGCGAAUGUCAGGGACAUCUUUGAUAAGGCCCGGUCCGCUGCUCCAUGUGUUCUGUUCUUUGAUGAGUUGGACUCCAUAGCCAAAUCCAGAGGAGGAAAUGUUGGUGAUGGAGGUGGCGCUGCUGACAGAGUCAUCAACCAGCUACUGACAGAGAUGGACGGUAUGUCCGCCAAAAAGAAUGUCUUUAUUAUUGGUGCCACCAACAGGCCAGAUAUCAUUGACUCUGCUAUCCUAAGACCUGGGCGUCUGGAUCAGCUGAUUUACAUUCCCCUCCCUGACGACAAGUCCCGUAUUCAGAUCCUGAAGGCAAAUCUGCGCAAAUCACCAAUUGCUAAAGGUAUUUUCUUUUUUUUCUUCGUCAAGGAUGUCGACCUCGAAUACCUGGCUAAGGUUACUAAAGGUUUCAGUGGUGCUGAUUUGACAGAAAUCUGCCAGAGAGCAUGCAAACUGGCAAUUAGACAAUCCAUUGAAGCUGAAAUACGCACGGAGCGUGAGCGUGCCCAGAAUCCUGAUGCAGAUAUGGAAGUAGAGGAGUAUGACCCAGUCCCUGAGCUGACAAGGGCACACUUUGAGGAGGCCAUGAAAUACGCCAGACGGUCAGUGAGUGAGAACGAUAUUCGGAAAUACGAGAUGUUCGCCCAGACCUUACAGCAAAGCAGAGGUUUCGGUGGCUUCAGAUUCCCUGGAGCAGCAGGGCAGAACCAGGGUCAAGGUGGCACAGGUGGAAGCGGUCAAGGGGGCAACCUAGGUGGAGAUGAUGGAGAUGAAGAUCUUUAUAGUUAA